Messenger RNA from Durusdinium trenchii, 1725 nucleotides. Lineage: Eukaryota; Dinophyceae; Suessiales; Symbiodiniaceae. The record is from the annotation of a GenBank genome assembly.
AUGUCUAUUGAAGAGGAAAAUGGCGGUUCAGAGUCGGAGUCAGAUGCACAGGAGUUGAACAGAGCAAAACGCAGAUUGCGCACAGAGAAAGCACGCGCUGCAGCACUUUUGGCACGACAGGUGAAGAGAGCAGAAGCUGAAAAGGCUAAGCUGACAACCAGUGAUCAUCCAGCUGCACGUUUCAAGCCAGAUUUGCAACCUAACCCGGAGAUCAACAAACCUGGAAACUUUAGCAAUACGAUUCACAGACGCAGGAUCAGGGUCCCUCAUAAGGAAGCAUCCACUUUGCACUUGAUGCUCCCACGUGUCUUGGAGCUGCUGUCGCGCAAAGAGCAAACCACUAAUGAGCAGGCGAAAGCAAUUGAGCUUUUGAUGGACUCUGUUGGCAUUCAUGCAAGAAGAGAGGAGGAGGAUGACGAGAAUGAUGGCCUGGGCCAGCUCGGUGAAAGUGAUUGGGUCAAUUUCCUUGAAGAUAUUCAGGAGUCAAAAGACUUAUCAUUCGCAGAAAUAAAUGCGAAGAGGAAGCAGCUGACGUUCAAGGCCUUUUCGGACCCGACAAUGCCAACCAAGAUUACCAUACUGGAAUCGGUAAUUCAGCCUAAUGUUGCCCAGAUGGACACUUUGUUCAAGCGGAGUGGAAUGAUCUCCUCCUUGUAUCACCUUCCGAAGAACGCAGCACAGGAGCGAUCAGAUCUGAUGCAGAGGCAGGCAAACGAACAACAGUCAUCAGAGGUGUUCCUCACAUGUGUUUCUGGGCAAAUGGGAGAAGAGAUGGUUGCAGCCUAUGUCAAAUUGCUGGUGGAAUUUCCCGUUUUGGGAGAACCCCAAUUUGCAGAGUCCUACUUCGAAUUAGUGCUCCAAUCUGCUGGAGAUGCUUGGAGACGUUUCUCCCUUGAACAAGAUCGAUUUCCCAACAAAAUGUUCAAGUUGGCCAACCUGGAUCACCAGUCCUUUCUGGAGAAGUACCGGGCAUACCAAUAUAUUGAACGGUGUUGCUGUGAAUGUGUUGACCUGGAGUUCUCCUCAAUCCUUUUGGCAUACAUUACUGAGCAGGAUGAUGACCUCCAAGUUCAAGAGAAGGUAACUCAAAUCCAAGCUUUCUUGCGCAGCCUUUGCAUAUACGCACCCGUUUCAGCAGAUGUCGUCGAAUGCCUACAUGGCGCUUGUCAAUCUCGCCUAGCCAGAUUCAGAGGACCUCGUCAAUCUGAUGAUAUUGCAAAAGAGAUUACUGUCCUCGACAAGCUGUGCAGCUCGUAUGGUAAGUUCCAGGAGUGGAUGUGGAACCGGCUUGGAGAUCGCAGAGCUUUGAACCGAUUGCGGGCCUAUGGGAACCAUAGAGGGAAUCAGCAUAGUCAGCAAGGCAGGUCAAUUCCCCAGACAUUUGGGCUGAAUUUUGAUGAUUUGGACAAACUUCUGUCAUCUGGCAAGAGUCCUGCUGCUCCUCGAAAGUUGUGCGGUUGGAACAUUUUUCAGCGAGAAACAAUGGCCCACUCACAGCUACAACCUGACGAAUGGAAGGCCGCACUGAAAAAUGCAGCCGAGAUUGGAAGAGAAUGCCAGACAAAGAGAAGGAUGCCUACCAUGCCAUUGCAGCAGAGGAGGAAGGUGUCAGACAAGAGGCCAUGCUGCAACCAUACCAAGCAAAAUCACAUUCUGCAAACAAUGUUGUUCCUUUGGGCAAGGCAAGCUUUGAUGCAGCAGCCAAUCUUGGUCGGAAUGCUUUGA